AGCAAAACACGCAAAGCAAAAACCGCAACAAGCAAAUCAUAUUUAGUGAUUGUGAUCGUAGGUACAGCCAAAUCGGAAUCGGAAUGGCAUCUUCGGAAGAACAACCACGAAACUUGUCGCAGUUCAAACGCUACCGCCUAAAUGAAAAUGAGGAAGGACGCGAAACGUUUUCCUCCAUCGAUCAGAUCAAAACGGAAGCAUCAAUCGAACGCAUUUACAACCGCUACGAACAGAUGGUUGCCCUCGAUCCCAGCUUACCAAAACUCUAUCGCAACGACCACGCACGAUAUUUGCAGAUGUCACUCGAACACCUGUCCAGCAGCUACGAGUGUUUGGACAGCAGCCGGCCGUGGAUGGUCUACUGGAUUCUCAACGCCGCCAGUAUUCUGAGCUUGCGCUUCGACGACGAAUUGCUCGAUAGGGCGGUGGACUUUCUGGUCAAAUGCCGCAGCAAAGACGGUGGUUUUGGUGGAGGUCCAGGACAAGAUCCACAUCUGGCCACCACCUAUGCGGCCGUCAAUGCUUUGUGCAUCAUCGGCACAGAAAAGGCACUGGAUGCCAUCGAUCGACGGUCGUUGAAACAAUUCCUUGGCGCAGUCCGUGAAAAUAGCGGUGCUUUCCGGAUGCAUGUCGGAGGCGAGCUGGACGUCCGCGGUGCUUACUGUGCCAUUUCGUCCGCCAAACUGGUGUCCUUCACACCUGAAGAAGAACUAAAGCUAUUCGAAGGGACGGCGGCGUGGAUAGCAGAAUGUCAAACGUAUGAAGGGGGUUUCGGUGGAGCUCCCGACCUAGAAGCGCAUGGCGGAUAUUCGUUCUGUGCCGCGGCCGCCCUCAUGAUGCUGGGAGGUGAGGAACGAUGCGAUCUGGAUGCGCUGCUUCGCUGGACAGUCAACCGGCAGAUGGCAUACGAAGGUGGAUUUCAGGGUCGCACGAACAAGCUGGUGGACGGAUGCUACUCUUUCUGGCAAGGCGCACUGGUGCCGAUCGUGCAGAGCCUUAUCGCACGAAAAGAACAUAAUCAGGACAUUCUAAACGUAAGCCUCUUCCAUCGUUUAGCACUGCAGGAGUAUGUGAUGAUCUGUUGCCAAAGACCCAACGGCGGACUAAUCGACAAACCGGGAAAACCGGCCGAUCUCUACCAUACUUGUUACGCGCUGAGCGGACUAGCCGUCGCACAACACUGCGAAUCCCACAGUUUGCCCUUAGUCCUGGGAACCGAUGAAAGAAAUGAGGUGCUCCCUACGCACCCGGUGCACAACAUACCGCCAAAGGCAGCGCUGGACGCGUGUCGCUACUUUAUCCAGUUUGAUCAGAUGGAAACGGAAUUCGAAAAAGACACGCAAGAAAGCAACCUGAAGCAGAAAGCAACCGCUCCUGCCGAAGAUACGCCCGAAAACGGUUCCGAAGUUCGAUCCACGUCGUCACGCAUGUCCGAGGACGGUGGUAGCACUAGUAACAACAGUCAAUGUACAAGCAGUCGGGCAUCGGAAGACCGAUCGAUGGGUUCCUAAGUGCGUUCUUUCAUCCUUCGUGCGGAUAAAAUAAAACUCGUUACUCU
Molecule: messenger RNA, 1558 nt
Organism: Anopheles cruzii
Lineage: Eukaryota; Metazoa; Arthropoda; Insecta; Diptera; Culicidae
Gene: Fntb
Product: protein farnesyltransferase subunit beta
Exons: 3
Coding region: 84-1511 (475 amino acids)
Biological process (GO): protein farnesylation
Cellular component (GO): protein farnesyltransferase complex
Molecular function (GO): protein farnesyltransferase activity
Source: RefSeq, a predicted model, not a curated record